UAUAAAGACAGAGAUCUACUGCGCGAACUCUGUUCCAUAAACCCUAACCUAACUUCCUCAUUUUCCCCAGAGAGUGAGGCAAUUAAGCUGAAAUCUUAGAAAUUCGAUACAAUCCGGGAUGGACAAGAGCAUGAUAGGAGAUCUGGAUUCACUUCCAGAGGAAGAUAAGAUGAGAAUGGCCACCAUGAUCGACCAGCUCCAGAUCCGCGACAGUUUGAGGAUGUAUAACUCACUUGUUGAGAGAUGCUUCAAUGAUUGUGUCGACACCUUUAAGCACAAAUCGCUGCAGAAGCAAGAGGAAACCUGUGUCAGGCGAUGUGCCGAGAAGUUCCUAAAGCAUUCCAUGCGUGUUGGCAUGAGGUUUGCAGAGCUCAACCAGGGAGCUGCAACACAAGAUUAGUCAUCAAAUCGGCAAGAGGUAGAGAGCGCGCCUUCAAUCCCGUCUUAGCCUGUUGGUGCCUUUUUUUUCUUGGAGAAUCUCCCCCUUCUUACAUAAAAAAUGGCAAGUGGUAGUCGUACCCAUUUUUCAUGAUUUCGUGUUUCUUAUCCAAGGGAAAACAGAAAAUUUGUAUUAUGCAGAAACACGGGAUCUGUAAGUUGCCGUCAGAUUAUAGUUUUUACUGUUACUAAUCCAAGCCGCAUAGCAAUCCUUGACUUCCUUAAUGUGAUCAAUAAAUUGCUUUCUUUUGAUAA
Molecule: messenger RNA, 693 nt
Organism: Pyrus x bretschneideri (Chinese white pear)
Lineage: Eukaryota; Viridiplantae; Streptophyta; Magnoliopsida; Rosales; Rosaceae
Product: mitochondrial import inner membrane translocase subunit Tim9
Exons: 2
Coding region: 119-400 (93 amino acids)
Source: RefSeq, a predicted model, not a curated record